GUGUUUCUAAUAACACACGCUCUGGUUGUAACGCGUCGCACAGCCGCAUGGGGGCAGCUUUUCACACCCGCACACUGAACCGGGAGGUUACGGUGUUUACGGUGGUCCAUUCGCAUCCUCAGCUGAUGGGUUAAAAACAGCCUGACAUCCCGUCUCCAAAGCUCCAACGUGGAGCAGGAGAGCUGGAGCCCACAGAUGUUUGUUCUUACUUGUGAAGCGCAGAAAGAUCCUGCACACUGUGGGCAGGCUGACACUGUCCGCCAUGUGGAGGCUACCUGCAGGGCAGCACAAUCCACAUAAAUUAGAUUAUUGGAUUGGCUGCAACAGAUUAUUGCGCUCCUACUUCCUCGAUGCUUCAUGAGAAAACCGCAUCAAUCUGUUCAUAUUUCACGCCGAGUUUUCUUGAAUAUAAAGACUGGCAGCCAUGCUGACCAGCUUUAUGGAGGGUCUGCUCUGCUGCCUGAGCUCAAAGUCGGCCAACGCUGUGGCUCCCGUCGAAACUUCAGAAUCAGCUGAUGGCUACGAGUUUGUGGAAGUGAAACCGGGCCGCGUCCUGCGAGUUCGACAUAUCAUCCCCGAGCGGCCGGUGGUGGAGGAACCCACCGGGCAGGGUGGGAGUGUCAGCUGCAAACGAAAGAUCACAGUAUAUCGUAACGGACAGCUAUUCAUCGAGAACUUGGGCGACAGGGCUUGUGCAGAGCUGAAAAACAGCCAGAAUGGAGAUGUAGAAACAAACAACACUGUAGAGGUUGAACUCACAGACUGUGGUAACUCCUCACCGCCUGUUUGCAUCCCUGAGGCCAGGACUGAGUCUGCCACUGCUGGAAAAAACGGCACAUCUGAACCGGGAGCAGCAGGAGAGAGACAUGCUGCCGAUCAGACCGACCAGUCACAGCAGCUCAGGAAACGCAGGCGGAAGCCCAAGCGCACUGUGGUGAUCGACUGCGAGAGGAAGAUAUCGGCCUGUAAAGGGACACAUCCAGACGUGGCUCUGUUCUUCAUUCACGGAGUGGGAGGAUCGCUGGACAUCUGGGGAAGCCAGUUGGACUUCUUUUCCAGGCUGGGCUAUGAGGUGAUCGCUCCGGACCUGGCAGGUCAUGGAGCCAGCUCGGCACCACAGAUAGCUGCCGCAUACACUUUCUAUGCUUUGGCUGAGGAUAUGAGGCUUAUCUUCAAGAGAUAUGCACGCAAGAGGAAUAUCCUCAUAGGACAUUCUUAUGGUGUGUCGUUCUGUACCUUCCUGGCCCACGAGUAUCCAGAACAGAUCCACAAGAUGGUGAUGAUCAAUGGAGGUGGUCCCACAGCUCUGGAGCCCAGCCUCUGCUCCAUCUUCAACCUGCCCACCUGUGUGCUUCACUGUCUCUCUCCUCUGCUAGCCUGGAGCUUUCUCAAGGCAGGCUUUGCUCGGCAGGGUGCCAAAGAGAAGCAGCUGCUGAAAGACAACAAUGCCUUCAACGUGUCGUCCUUUGUGCUCCGCGCCAUGAUGAGCGGGCAGUACUGGCCUGAGGGGGACGAGGUCUACCACGCUGAGCUCACGGUGCCCGUCCUGCUCGUUCACGGCAUGCACGACAAGUUCGUUCCCGUUGAAGAGGACCAGCGCAUGGCGGAGAUCCUCCUAAUGGCCUUCCUGAAGGUCCUGGAAGAUGGCAGUCACAUGAUCAUGAUGGAGUGUCCUGAGGCUGUCAACACACUCUUACAUGAGUUCCUCCUCUGGGAGCCAGCCAUGCCUCCACUGCCAAAGAAAGAGUCCAAAACACGUCCAGAGACCGCCAAAGCCCAAUCUGACAACACCAAUGCCACAUCUGACCCUUCUAAAGACCGACCUGCAACCGCUCAACACACAACAAGAACAAUAAAUGACUGAAGACUGAAGCAGAUGCUUCCAGUGGUUGUCACGGUAACAUGGGUGGCCAUGCAUCUUGUGGGUCCUGAUAAUCUGAACUGGUUUUAGCUGUUGAGCUGAACGCUGAGCCAGUUUGUCUGAAAUGGUCCAGCUGAAAGUUGGACAAGCGAAGGUGUGACGCAAAGCAGGAAAUUCAAAUUUGAUUGCUGUCAACUGCUGAGCUGAAGGACGGAGGAAAAGGAGCUCCGGUACUGGAUGCGGGAGGCCAAUUCUUCAGCUGCCUGUCCUCAACGUACACCAGGGGAGAUACAUAGCUGUGCCUUGAGGUGGAGGGUGUUGAUGAUGCCAGGGUGGAGCAAGAGAUGGAAACAGUAGCAUGCAGCCAUGAAGGUGAAGCUGAAAAUGAAAAGUUGUCAAGCAGGACAAAUUAAAAGGUGUCACCUGCCAUACUGACAGAUACGUUUUAGAAACGAUAACACUUGAUUGCCUGGUCUGAUUUUUGUCUUUCCUAAAAUGUGGAGAAGAAACAUAAAACAAAUGGUAUGAAACAUUCUCCCGGUUGACCACCUGUUACGCUGUCCUUCAUGAAGCAGUAGCCGAGGCUCAGCAACAAAUCUUAACCUUGAAAGAUUGGGCCAAAGAUUUUGCUGAAGUCAUAUGUACUUAAUAAGAUGUUAAGUAAGAAGGCUUGUAAUGAGAUACAUCAGAGGAGUGCAAAAACAAAAACAAGCGACUGAAAGUCACUGACAGGCUACGUUAUCAGUUCCAUGUGGCGUUACAAAACACUUGUUUUAUUGGUUCCUGCAUUUCCUGCAAAAUAAGAAACGUGAAUGCAGGUGGUGAAUUUGAAGUUCAUUAGUCAUUUAUGUCUCACCUAAACGAUGCUACUCUGCGAUGUUGUUUUCUUUUGUUUGUUUGUUUUUUACCUGGAAAACUGCAUUUUAGUGUAUUUUGGCUCAUGUUUAAGUAUUGUUGAGUCUGAUGUGUGCUCGUAAGAGGCCAACAGCUGAAGGUCCUCAUGCAGACUGCAUCAGUGCAUCAUAACUCCGUAUCUUUUACUGUUUAUUGUGAAUCUCUGUGCUGUAACUUCACAGGCAGACACUCGACUUUAGGAAGCUAUUAAAUCCUCCGUGACUGUGUUUUUGACCACUACAAUAACGUGUCCGUCUUUACAUUUUUAGCAGACUUGUUCUCAACGCUGCAGUAGUUCAGGUGUUUAUAACAAAUAUUCUCUGAGCCUCUUAGGCAGAAAGAGCAGGAGAAUCAAUUUGUAUAAAGCGUGAACUACGCACAGAUUUUUUUUCUCGGAUUCAGUAGUAUUUGAUGGUUUUUAUACUUAGAAUAUAUGUUUUAUACAUUGUACUUGAUGGAUAUUUAGAGAUUUUAACAGAAACUUUAGCAGGAAACUGAAUCAGGGUGAUGAGAAAAAUGUGACAGAUUUUUGGAGAAAUAAGCUCAUGGAUGUUUUUUGUUUGUUUGUUUGUUUUUUAUUAUUUGACUGUUCUGAAUUUGGGGAAACUGUUGAUGUUACAACUUGCGUGUCUUAAAUUUUGCAACUGUAACUGCCUUUGACAAUAUUUCCACAAACCGCUGAUUUAAAGAUGAUCAAAAAGUAAAUUAUUGUGAGAUUUCCACAACA
Molecule: messenger RNA, 3482 nt
Organism: Scatophagus argus
Lineage: Eukaryota; Metazoa; Chordata; Actinopteri; Scatophagidae
Gene: abhd8b
Product: abhydrolase domain containing 8b
Exons: 5
Coding region: 425-1864 (479 amino acids)
Molecular function (GO): catalytic activity
Source: RefSeq, a predicted model, not a curated record